AUGGGUCAUAAAGAAGAGAAUACUAGCAAUGUGAAGAAAAUAAACUCAUCAUGUGAUGUUGAGGCUUUGAAAAAGUGCUUGGAAGAGAACAAAGGGGACUAUGUUAAAUGCCAGUCUCAAAUUGAAGCUUUUAAAUUAUCAUGCUCAGUGAAGAAACCAAAUUCUUCUCUUGAAUCUUCACCACCACUCAAGACAGGUGUUUGA
Molecule: messenger RNA, 204 nt
Organism: Lathyrus sativus (Indian pea)
Lineage: Eukaryota; Viridiplantae; Streptophyta; Magnoliopsida; Fabales; Fabaceae
Source: the annotation of a GenBank genome assembly